UGCUAUUCGACCAAUGUUUAUUGCCAUGAGAACAUUUCGUAAAUCAUGUAAUGAUGUUCUUGAAUCACGACGUGCUAUUCGUAAUUUAAAUACAAUGUAUCCUGAUUUAACAGCUGAAGAACUUGCUAAUGUUGCUGAUACAACAUGUAUUAUAUGUCGAGAAGAUAUGCAAGUACAACAAAGUAUUAAACGUCUUUCUUGUCAACAUAUAUUUCAUAAAAAUUGUUUACGUUCAUGGUUUCAACGACAACAAACUUGUCCUAUUUGUCGAACUACUGUUUUACGUCCUACACCUCCUCGAACAGGAGCAGCAGCACCACCACCACCACAACCACCUAAUGCUCAACCAGCUGCAGCUCCUCAAGCACAAGCUCAAAUACCAGUACCUUCAGUUAGAUUUGUUCCACCAUCUCCUCCUGCAACUUCAACUGCAUCAACAAGUUCUAGCUCUACACCAUUGAACACAACAACAACAACAACAACAACUCAAGCAUCAUCACCAAAUACCAAUACAAUUGGUGUUGGAAUAUUUCCACAAAUACCAUUUAAUUCAUCUCCUAUGGUAUUACCACCAUUUGCUUUUCCUCCUCCACCUUUACCGCCAACUGAUUUUACUGGUAUGUCUGAAGAAGCAAUUCGAGCAAUGGAAGGAACAGAAUUAGCUCAUGUUCAAGCACGUAUUCAAUGUUUACGUAAUGUAAGAACUUUAUUAGAUGCAUCAAUGAUACAAAUGCAACAAUAUAUGAAUAUUGUUUUAACACAAAGUAAUAUGGAAAAUGGUACACAUUUAUUGAGUAAUUUAAAAAAUGAUGUUGAUCAAGUAUUAUCAUCAUCAGAAAAUAUUAAUUCAACAGAUAAUAUAUUAGAUUCAAUUAAUGAAAAUGAUGCUGAUGUAAUACGUCGUCGACGAUUAGAACAUUAUGCAAAUAGAUUUCCUUCAUCAACAACAAAUCCAGAAAAUAAUAAUAAUAAUAAUAAUAAUAAUAAUAAUAAUAAUAAUGAUAGUUAA
Rotaria sordida is the source of this 1009-nucleotide messenger RNA. The record is from the annotation of a GenBank genome assembly. NCBI's taxonomy places the organism in Eukaryota, Metazoa, Rotifera, Eurotatoria, Philodinida, Philodinidae.